CUGGCGUGAAGUCAUAACCGACUUCCAAUCAUGCAUUGGCGCACAACCGACGCCCAUCUUGUUUUCACAGAACAGGAUCGCUUUCAUGUCCUGCGCUAUGGAGGCAGCCUGGAAUAAAAGCAUUCCCAGCUUUCUUGCCAAACUGUGGUCUUUAGUGGAGGACCCGGCCUUGGAUGAACUGGUCUGCUGGAGCCAGAGUGGUCAGAGCUUCUACAUUAUGGAUGAACAAAUCUUUUCCAAGGAAGUACUUCCAAAAUACUUCAAACAUAACAAUAUGUCCAGCUUCGUACGACAGCUCAACCUGUAUGGUUUCCGAAAGGUGAUUUCGUUUGAUAGUGUAUUUCACGUCAAGGAAAAGAAAAAUAUGCAGGAAUUUCAACAUCCAUUCUUCCAAAAAGGGAAAACCAACCUUGUGGGUAGUAUUAAGCGCAAGGUUCCAGGAAUGAGAAAUGAAGAUGUCAGAAACUCCCCUGAUGAGUUCCAGGGGAUAAUGACUGAAAUGCAGGAGAUUAAUGAGAAGCAAAACAAUAUGGAGGGCAAAUUAGCAGAACUGGAAAAGAAAUAUGCUACACUUUUUCUUGAUAUGGCAAAACUAACACAGAAGUACCACGAGCAACAGCAGCUAACAGCACAGAUUCUCCAGUUUCUCUUAAGUUUGACAAAUGGAAACUGUAUGAUAAAUACAAAUAGAAAAAGGUCAUUGCCAGUCACCUCUGGGGCUCCAGCAUCCAAAUGUGCUCGUCAAUGUUUUCAUCUUCCAGCAGAGAAGAAGGAAGAAGCUAUGGAGAUAUUUAAAAAUGGUUAUGAUUUUUUGGAAGACAAUAAAAUUCUCAUUGACAAUGGCUUACCUACUUUGAAAGAUGAAUCAAAAAAUUCACUUUUAAAUGUGAACCAAGCAAGUGGAAAUGACGGAAAAAACUUUGAAGUAUCAAUUCAAAAUAUACCUAUGCGUGAAAAUUUGCUGACCAUUGAUUGGGGUGCUGUGAAGAAAGAUUGCAAAGAAACAGUGACCAAAGAAUCCUUUGGACAGGAAACUAAAGAUGCUUAUUUGGAAUUAGUAUCUUCCUCUCGGGACAAUAAUCUGAUCUUGACUAAAGUCAAAUCAGACACUUCAUAUAAAAGUAUAAUGAAGAGGAAUGAAACACGCAUGCAGAGUAUUGAAGCCAAUGUGAUAAAGCUGAAGUCAUUGCUAUCUAGGAAAAAAAUGAAUGAUAAUUCUGAUCAUGCCAAUAAGGGGCUAAAUGUAAUGAACAUUGAAGAAAAAGAGAAAAGUCCACUUGAAGCCAAUGGAAAUAAAGACAAGCAGGGAGUACAAAAUGGGAACAACCCACUGCAUUCCCUGUUAGAGAAAGUGCCGAUAAGUAACUUGGGAGAAAAACUUCAAUAUUCUAAUGACCAUCUCUUGGAUAAUCUGAAGAACCCAUCGAAUGUAUCACCUAAUUUAGGUGACAAUGAGCCAGGCAGUGAAGGAAGUGCAAGUAGCAGCAACCUCGCCAAGUCGGGGCGUUCUGAUCCAGAUUCCUGCUAAUGUGAACCCUGGGAGGUGUCAGAUGAUGACCCAAGUACUUGGAUUCCUACAACUCAUGUUAAAGAACUAGAUGGGCUUCAGCCUGGCACAACCCCAGCUUUUGGCUAUUAAACCAGUAGAUACAGUCCAAAAAUAAAUGACUGAACUCAAAAAUAAAGAA
Messenger RNA from Oryctolagus cuniculus (rabbit), 1688 nucleotides. Lineage: Eukaryota; Metazoa; Chordata; Mammalia; Lagomorpha; Leporidae. The record is from RefSeq and is a predicted model, not a curated record.